Schistosoma haematobium is the source of this 1960-nucleotide messenger RNA. RefSeq lists its product as uncharacterized. Bases 200 to 1273 code for a protein of 357 amino acids. Lineage: Eukaryota; Metazoa; Platyhelminthes; Trematoda; Strigeidida; Schistosomatidae. Gene Ontology annotation, biological process: cilium assembly. The transcript has 8 exons. The record is from RefSeq and is a predicted model, not a curated record. Gene Ontology annotation, cellular component: ciliary basal body; axoneme.
CCGUGAUUAAGAAUUAACGAUCGGUUGAAUCAGUACCUUUAUUUGGAGAAUUCCAGUUAGUAAGAAGUUAAGUGAGUCAAGGAUAUAUACCCAUUACAUCGAGCGAUUUACUUUAACGGCAACUCUAACCAACUGUUCGAGUUGCUCAAUACAUUUGUUUCAAAGAUACAAAAGGUAGGUCAUUGCCAUAGCUUCAAAAAUGCAGGGUACAGUUAAAGAAGAGGAUUGGAUUAAUAGAGCCACAAACGAAGAGUUGCUUAAAGCUAUAACAGAAAUACAAAGCCAUAUUCCUGAAGAAUCAUUGGAAAAUGAGUGUUACAAGAGCUUUCUAGGCAAACUAGAUAUUGAAACAGAGAAAGUUAUGCCAUCUCUGAGUAGGAGGGCAUCAUUGGUGAGAAAGCGUUCAAAGAGUAGGAGUUCUGCUGUAGAUAGGUUUGUCACGUUGACAAAUGAACAGAAAUGUCUUAUACUACAAGCACAAUAUGAAGACCUCAAAAACGAAAGCGAACAGACACGAAUUAGCUUUGAAGAAGCAUUGGAUCUACAAAAAGCUAUUUCUGAAGAGUUGAAAGCACGUCAAGAAGAAAUCCUGAAAAAUUAUAACCAAUUUUGCAAACUAGUGGGAAACAAGAAUUCAUCUGAGGGUCUUCAAGUUGUUCCAGCUGAGAAGGUCUUACGUUUUUCGGACGACUACUCGAAAUUUCUUGACACUCAAUCGGAUAAACUUCGUUUGAAAAAUAGUUCUAUAAAAAGUACUUUGAAGAAAGUUGAAGAACAGCUGAGGCAAAAGGAAUCUGGCGAUGUGUUAGGCGCUGUCGAUUUUGAACAGACGAAGAUAGAUAACACUAAAUGUCUUGCAGAAAUCGAUGAAAAAAAUCAUAAUAUUCAGAAAAUGAAAAUAACUGCUGCAAGGACACUUCAAAUCUUAAAUGGAUACAAAAAAAAGUUAAAUGAAGCAUUACAAGAGGAGAAAUACAUUAAAGAAGAACAAAAGCAACGUCGAGAAAUGCAAAAGCGCGUCGAAAGUGAGACCAUCCUAGCAAAGCAGGAAUUACAAUUUGAAAGAACUCUUAACGAAAAAUUCGAGGACCAAAUCUCAUCAUAUCGUGUACCAUCUGUAAUCGAUUUUGUAAAAUUGGUUAGCGAAGAACGAGAUUUAACACGCAAACAAAAUAUAUACACUCGAAGACUAAAGAUAGCAGAAGUGGAACUACAUUGUCAAAAGAAACUCUGGUUGAAAAAACAACGGGGUAGCCAUAAUGAAACAAUUUAACCGAUGGCGUCUACGGAACAGCUUCACGAUUACUUUUGAAAAUAGAAUUUAUCAGGAUGAUAUUUAUUUAUUUAUCCAUCGUAAUAUACAAAAUAUUGAAACAGAAUUUAUACUCUUUUCUAUAAAAUAGUUUAAAUUGCUUAAAACAUACUAACAGAAGAAUAAGUUAGGCAUACAUGGUAAAUUGCUUGGAUUGGAGCUAAUUUGCACAGUAAAAGAUUUUCUUUAGUCAAUCAAAUUAAUUGACUUAAAAAACUUAAACAUCAGAAUUACUUUUUACUUACUUACGCCUGUUACUUCCGAUGGAGCAUAGGACGCCGACCAGCAUUCAGCAAUCCAUUCUGUCCUGGGCCUUCUUUUCCAAUUCCAUCCAAUUCUUGUUCAUUUUUCUCAUGUCUAUUUCCAUUUCUCGGUGUCAUGUGUUCUUUAGUCGUCCCCUUCUCUUUUGGCCUUGAGGACUACAAGUGAGGGCCUGCCUUGUGACGCAGUUGGGUGCUUUCCUCAAUGUGUGUCCUAUCCAUUUCCAGCGCUCCUUCCUGAUUUCUUCCUCCUCUGGGAUCUGGUUUGUUCUAUCCCACAGUACGUUGUUGCUAAUAGUGUCCGGCCAACGGAUCUGAAGUAUUUUGCGUAGACUACUGUUAAUAAACACCUGUGUUUUCUGGAUGAUGGCUUUCGUAGUUCUCCAGG